Molecule: messenger RNA, 6107 nt
Organism: Melanotaenia boesemani (Boeseman's rainbowfish)
Lineage: Eukaryota; Metazoa; Chordata; Actinopteri; Atheriniformes; Melanotaeniidae
Product: serine/threonine-protein kinase BRSK2-like
Exons: 20
Coding region: 415-3096 (893 amino acids)
Biological process (GO): microtubule cytoskeleton organization; protein phosphorylation; intracellular signal transduction
Cellular component (GO): cytoplasm
Molecular function (GO): tau-protein kinase activity; ATP binding; protein serine/threonine kinase activity
Source: RefSeq, a predicted model, not a curated record
AGUGCGUGUUUGCAGAGAGUCUGGGCUGUCGCUGAUCUGCUGGACCGGCAGGCAGCAGCAGUAGAUGUUGUCCCAUCAUCAGAUCACACCCAACGGGGCUGCAGCGCACUGCUCCUCCGGCACCAAAACCAUGACACCCGGAUCCAGAACCGCAGUCUGAGCCGCACUGAGGACAAAACCAACGGGGGAUUUUCAGCAACGGGCGCACGCGCAAACACGUUCACGUGCGUGGACACACACACAAACACCGGUAACCUGCACGAACAUCGCAGCGACCAGCUGCCUGAUAGUCGACAACGCCGACCGAGGCGAAGUUGACUGCGCCGCGCAAACUGCGCUUCUUGCUGCGGAGACGCGUCCCGCUCGGACACCCGCAAGAGAAACUAGUCCCUGCGAGCCAUUUCAAGCCAAAACAUGUCAACGCCGAGCAAGGACACCAACAGCGGGCAUUACGCCAACUAUGUGGGACCGUACCGCCUGGAGAAGACGCUGGGCAAAGGACAGACAGGUCUUGUGAAGCUGGGCAUCCACUGUGUCACAUGUCAGAAAGUUGCCAUAAAGAUUGUCAACAGAGAAAAACUCAGCGAGUCUGUUCUCAUGAAGGUGGAGCGGGAAAUCGCCAUUCUGAAACUCAUAGAGCAUCCCCACGUUUUAAAGCUUCAUGAUGUCUAUGAAAACAAGAAAUACCUGUACCUGGUGUUAGAACACGUGUCUGGAGGCGAGCUUUUCGACUACCUGGUGAAGAAGGGACGGUUAACACCCAAAGAGGCCAGAAAGUUCUUCAGACAGAUCAUCUCAGCUCUGGACUUCUGUCACAGCCACUCCAUUUGCCACAGAGAUUUAAAGCCAGAGAACUUGUUGUUGGACGAGAAGAACAACAUCAGGAUAGCGGACUUCGGCAUGGCGUCUCUGCAGGUCGGGGAAAGUCUGCUGGAGACCAGCUGCGGAUCUCCACACUACGCCUGCCCAGAGGUGAUCAGGGGGGAGAAGUAUGACGGGAGGAAAGCAGACGCAUGGAGCUGUGGAGUCAUCUUGUUUGCACUUUUAGUGGGUGCGCUGCCUUUUGAUGACGACAACCUGAGGAACCUUCUGGAGAAGGUGAAGCUGGGAGUCUUCCACAUGCCUCACUUCAUCCCUCCGGACUGUCAGAACCUCCUGCGCGGCAUGAUCGAGGUGGACGCCAGCAAGAGGCUUACGUUGGAGCAGAUCCAGAAGCACACGUGGUACCUAGCUGGAAAGAACGAGCCUGAGCCCGAGCAGCCCGUCCCCAGGAAGGUGGCCAUCCGGAUGCUGGCCUCCGCAGAGGAGAUCGACCCUGACGUCCUGGAGAGCAUGCACUCUCUGGGCUGCUUCAGAGACAAGGAGAAACUGACCAAAGACCUGCUGUCUGAGGAUGACAACCAGGAGAAGAUGAUCUACUUCCUGCUGCUGGAUCGGAAGGAGAGAUAUCCGAGCCACGAGGACCAGAACCUGCCACCACGUAAUGAGAUCGCAGACCCUCCCAGGAAGCGUGUGGACUCGCCCAUGCUCAGCCGUCACGGCAAGCGGAGGCCAGAGAGGAAGUCGAUGGAGGUGCUGACCGUCACGGAGGGAGGGUCCCCCGUUCCUGUACGACGAGCCAUCGACAUGGCAACCCACGGUCAGAGCAAAUCUGUUUUCAGUAAAAGUUUGGAUAUCACAAACGCUAACUGCAGCAAGGAGGAAAGGUCGCGGUCGAUCAGUGGAGCAUCCUCCGGUCUGUCCACCAGUCCCCUCAGCAGUCCCAGGCCCAACCGGCGGUUUUUUAUCCCCCCCCAGUCCCCAGACUUGUGUCAGUCCCCCAACUGCAGCCCCACCCACUCCCCCGAGGUCCGCCUUAACGGGGUGGGCCCCCGUGGGCCCAACUCCUACCAUCCAAAGAUGGGAUCACCCCUCAUGCACCCCCGCACACAGACCCUCCCCGCCAAACCCAAAGUGUCUGAGAAGCCCCUACAGACCACCAGGUCCAACCCGCUCCCCAACACAGCCCAGACCCCUAGCACCCCUAAAUCAGAGCCGUCAACACCCUGCCAGCCUCUGGCCCCCUGCAUUCCCAACAGCCCGCGGGUGAGGCGCCACCCUCCCCUCACAGUCCCCCCCAAGCUUUCAAUCCCCCUCUCCCCGGUGCCCCCUAUGUCGCCCCUGCGCCGCCGCCACCUCCACCCUGACCACAACGGCAAAUCUCUCCCCAUCACGCAGGUGACCCCCCACCCUUCCCCCAGAGGCAGCCCUCUCCCCACCCCAAAAGGCACCCCAGUGCACACGCCCAAGGAGAGCCCGGCCGGCACGCCGAGCCCGACGCCACCACCCAGCCCCUCCAUCGGCGGCAUGCCCUGGAGGACGCGCCUCAACUCCAUCAAGAACAGCUUCCUGGGCUCGCCGCGCUUCCACCGCAGGAAAAUGCAAGUUCCCACUCAGGAAGACAUGUCCAGCCUCACCCCAGACUCCUCUCCAGAACUGGCUAAGAAGUCCUGGUUCGGGAACUUCAUCAACCUGGAGAAGGAGGAGCAGAUCUUCAUCGUGAUCAGAGACAAACCUCUCAGCUCCAUCAAGGCCGACAUCGUCCACGCCUUCCUCUCCAUUCCCAGUCUGAGCCACAGCGUCAUCUCUCAGACCAGCUUCAGGGCGGAGUACAAAUCCACAGCCGGUCCCACAGUUUUCCAGAAACCAGUCAAGUUCCAGGUGGACAUCACCUACACCGAGAGCACCAGCGCUACCAAGGACAAUGGCAUCUAUUCAGUCACCUUCACCCUGCUCUCAGGUCCCAGCCGGCGUUUCAAGCGCGUGGUGGAAACCAUCCAGGCCCAACUCCUCAGCUCCAACGAUCAGCCCGGCAUCCAGCCGCAGAUAUCUGGCAGCCCGUUGAGUAACUUCUUUGACGUAAUUAAACAGCUUUUUUCAGACGAGAAGAACAUCCAAGCGUCGCACUCCCCCGGCACCCCCACCACGCCUAGCUCCCCAACCAAGCAUGCCCCCAGCAGCAAGCCCAACCUGCCCCCGCCCAAUGACUCUAAAUGCCCCCCCGGCAAAGACAAAACAAAGACGGCCGCCAGCAACAGGACACAGGAACAUCCUUAAGGAGCGGUAGCUGUGCAUGACUAGACGAGAAGCGGUGAUCAGGUCAUUAAACGGGACGGCUGCUAACUUUACCCUUUAGUUCAGAGUCAAAGCUAAAAAACAAAUCUACUUUUUGCCUAUAAAUUUUGUACUGUAUCCUGGGAAUGGCUCUUUGAGUUUAAAGUUGAUCAAUAUUUUACUAUAAGUAGCAGAUGUAGCUUUGCCAUCCCUACCUUUGUGUCCCUCUCUGUGUCCUCGGGGGUCUUACAGUGGGUAUGUGUCCUCCUCACAUGUGUGAUGGCUUGACUUGUCUCUGCCACCAGGGAUCAUCCAUAAUAACUAUUAACCUCGCCGGCUCCUCCACCACCACCAGCCACCAGAGUCUGAACCUGAGGAAAAAAGACAAGAUGACCCCUUCCCUCCCCCCAUUCCCUCCUCUUUGAUUCUUUUUCAGUAGAGUCCACUUCACCCCUCCAAACCAAACACGUCAGAAGAAUCAAAUAAUAAAAAAAAAGAAAAUAGCCUUAAGACAAUGAUGUUUGUCAACCUACACCCCCCCUCUCCUUUCUCUUUCUUCCAUUUCUCCCACAUGUACAUAAAAAGGACACAAAUUCCUCGGAAUAAACUUCUUUUCGGAUGUAACGGCUUUAAACAGAGUCGGGAUGUAGGAGCGGUAGAAGGAAGCAGAGAUGGACGGAGGGACAAACUCUGGCUGGAUUGUAAUUCUCUUCAACAGGAUUUCUAAGGAGUUUCUGUAAAUGGUUUCUUAAAGGCUGCCCGGGGGUGGGGGGGUUGGUAAUACUAUAUAAAUGAAUGAUUUAUUCUGAUGUACAGACUAAAUAAUGCUCUAUGUACAAAAAGUGUAGUUGUGACAUUAUGUUUAAAGUUGCCAUAUUUUUGUUUUGUAUUCCUGUACAAGCACGGUCACACCAGCGUCUCAAACGGCCAAAUUUUAUCAUUAUAAUCAACUGCUCUGAUCAGAAGCGGUCUUUGGAUUAUUGUGCAAAAUUUAAGCCAUUUUAAAAGUGCUUAUUGUCCCUUUACGCUCCUCUUGACUCAGUGCUGAACUAGCUAGGAGAACCCCAUUAGCUUCCACACAUGAAUUAGUUUCCUUUAAAAGACAGAAGUCAAGAUGGCUGACACUCUUGCAGUCUUCUCUGAUUGGUCAGUUCCCCUGGCCUGAUCAUGUAUCUCCAAUCUUUUAAUAAAUCUUAAUUUGAAAAGAAUGUGAAGUUAAUAAAGUAGCUGCUAAGUGCAUGAUGACUCAGCUUUAGGAAUUUUUAUGAAUCUACUUGCUCAUCGUUUUAGGCCCAGAUACUCGUGGAGAGCUCAUUUAUAGUAUAAGACAUAUCAUAGACAAACAUCUGACUUUAAAUUCCAUUUCAUGGACAGGAAUUAAUCUUAUAUUUUUAUUAAAUCUAGGCUAGUAGCAAACCAGCUAACUGACAGCGACUUGGUAGCGUACUUCAUAGUGUUCAUAGUGUAAUUAAGGUAUUAAAAAUGAAUAAAUAAAACCAGAUAGAGCCCAAAACAGAUAAGAGGCAAAUUAAAAAAAAAGAAGUCUUUGCUUAAGUUAGCAGAGGCAGGUUCAGAACAUAGACUGUAAAAAAGCAAUGGACGUAGCCGUUGGCUUGUCAACUGAUCAUUUUCUUCUUUCGAAACCAGAAGUUACAAACAGUAGUUUAUUUAUUUUUAUUGUCUCUAAAGGCAAAAAUUAUACACUUCCCAUUGGAUAGCGACUGGAUGUCAUAAUGUAGGCCAGUGCUAAAAUAUACGUUUUACUCUUAGAUGGUUUAAAAAUUACUUAUUUAAAAAAUACUGACAUUAAAUAAUUAGAGGAGCAAAACUAGCUGUUAAGAUUGACACAAACCAAUUGAAAGAUCGGGUGAUUUUCUUCUACACUUCUAUACAAACGAGCUGGUUUUGCAGCUGUGGUCGUCGCCCCCUGCUGGCCAUUACAAAGAAUACAGCUGUUUGUGUUUGUGCUGCCUCUUUAAAACAUUCAGUAUAGUCAGAUUUUUUUCACAAUGGAAAACUGUUGGGCCACUUUCUGGUGUGACCAGGCCUCUUUCAAGAUUUUUUGCACUUUGGGUUUGGGUUCAAUUACGUCAGUGCGUUUUUAAGUUUUGUACCUUUUGUUGUUUAGGUUCUUUUGUAUUAUCUGCAGGUCUCAGACAAUAUUGAACUGCUAUGUAUAUUUUUGUAUUUUGUCAUUUAUUUAAUUAUUUAUAUGAAAAGAUGUAGAGAAUGUUCUUAAUGUCAAUUAUUUAAGGAUAUUUGUCACGUUUAAGUUAUUCUUGUGAGCAUUUGUUCCAUCCCCCCUUUUUUAAAGAGACAGAUGUUGUAAUAUACAUUUGGAAAAAUUAUUUGCUGUAAUUUAAGAAUGUAGACUUAGCCUCUUUGAGAGGAACAAACCCUUUGUUGAUAAUUGUCAGCUACUUCUUCCUCCCUGUGCGUAUGAUGACUCAGAGCUCACCAAACAUUCAUUCUGUAAAUAAGCCGUUUACUGACAAGCUUAUUUAAAAACCAAGGGGAUUCCUACUCUUAGCUUUGACCUCGUACGGUUGUUUGCAUGUUCAGCAUUCGUCUUUUCUUUGCAUGUCGUUGUUGGAGUUGUUCUACUCUUCCCUUUUACUCUUCACAUUUUUAUGUACUUAUGUUACUGUGCUUCUGCAUUAAUUUGCCUUCAGUUUAUUUAUUAAUUUUAUUUCCUUCACCAGCCUUUUCCCCCUUUUUGAUUACUGUGUGCACACAGUAACCGUGCAAUGCAUCCUCCUCUCAUUCUCUCAGAGGGUCCUCGCUGGUGAUCGGGUCGCUCACUCAGACCAGCUGGGUGGGUGUUGGUUAUCGGAGAGAAAAAUUAAAGCAAUACCUUUCAUUGUUGGCUUUCCUCCUUUUCUACUGUGGGAAUCCAGAGCACACAGAAUGGACUCGGAGCGCUACCGCUGAGCAGGAUAACCACUGGCAAUGUAUUCCCUUGUGAUGUUACUGUGAACAACUUUAAUGCUAAAGGAAUAAAUCUGUUGACUUUG